Messenger RNA from Teleopsis dalmanni, 1069 nucleotides. RefSeq names its product ATP-dependent (S)-NAD(P)H-hydrate dehydratase-like. The record is from RefSeq and is a predicted model, not a curated record. The coding region runs from base 23 to 985 and encodes 320 amino acids. Gene Ontology annotation, molecular function: ATP-dependent NAD(P)H-hydrate dehydratase activity. Gene Ontology annotation, biological process: metabolite repair. The transcript has 5 exons. Lineage: Eukaryota; Metazoa; Arthropoda; Insecta; Diptera; Diopsidae.
CUGCAUUUAAUAAUUUAGACAAAUGAAUAAUUUGUUGCUCCGGUUUACGAUUAAGGCAGUUGCACAUCCGUAUCGAACGAUGUCUAACUUUAUAGAAAUUCCAGUGCAAACUAAUAAGCUAAUACAAUUAACUAAAACUACAAUAGUGCCAAAGUUAAAUGACAAUAGACAUAAAGGUCAAUAUGGCCGCAUUGGAAUUAUUGGAGGUUCAUUGGAGUAUACUGGUGCACCCUACUUUGCAGCAUAUACCUCCCUGAAAGUUGGUGCAGACUUAGCGCACGUAUUUUGUUCGAGAGAAGCGGCUGCUUGUAUUAAAUCAUAUAGUCCAGAAUUGAUUGUGCAUCCUCUGCUGGAUGUUGACGAUGCAUUGCAAAAAAUUGAACCUUGGCUAGAACGGUUGCAUGUAUUGGUUGUCGGGCCAGGCCUUGGCAGGGAUCCAAAUAUUUGUAAGACUGUUAUAAACCUGAUCAAUAUGUGCCUCAAAAUAAAUAAACCACUGAUAAUUGAUGCUGAUGGUUUGUUUUUAUUAAAUGAAAAUAUUGAUAUAAUUAGUGGUCAACGCAAUAUUAUAUUAACUCCAAAUGCCAUAGAGUUUCAACGCCUAUUUAGCAAUAAUGAUAUAGAGAAAAAACAAAAAAUGUCCAAAUUAGGCCGAGGUGUAAUUGUUUUAGAAAAAGGUAUGGUCGAUAAAAUACAUUUGCCGAGCACAGGUGAAAUAUAUACAAUGCCUACUGGUGGCUCAGGUCGUAGAUGCGGUGGACAAGGAGACUUGUUAUGUGGCUCGUUGGCUAUAUUUUUUCAUUGGUGUUUAGAAUCUAACCAAUCAAAUCCGGGAUUUUUAGCUGCCUUUGCUGCUAGCUACCUUGUAAAACAAUGUAAUUACAAAGCUUAUCAGAAACAUAGACGUGGCAUGCUUGCUACUGAUAUGUUGAACGAAAUUUCUGGAGUAUUUAACGAAAUUUUUGAAAAUACGGACGUUUGUUAGAAUUACAGCGAUUAUAACAGCAAUUAUAUAUAUAUAUAUAUAUAAACAUAUAUAUUGUUACAGUAGACUGCAGUGUUUUUUUCC